AUGCUCCAAAGCAAAACAUUAUUUGGCUUGAUUUUCAUCUUAAUUUUGUCAUCAUUGUCGGAUGAGUCUUCAACAUUUCCCAAUUUUUCAUCAACCUCUCCGUCGUCAAAAUCCCACUCAACAUCAUAUUCAUCAUCAUCGUCGCUAUCGAAAUCAUUUUUCUAUCAAAUAACUACGAAUUCAAUUAGAAAUGACAAUUCGAAAGUUGGAUUACCCUCACCUUCCAAACUGCAGACUACAACCACCACCUCCAACAUCAACAGAACAAGUUGUCCUAACGAUGAGAUGUCCUGCUUUGUGGACUUGAAGUUCCACGAACUGAACUCCACCUACUCACAGAACAUAACAUUGUACAGUGAGCAGUUUGAUGGACUUCCAGAUAAAUGCAGAGAUGGUUUUAGCAGACUUGGUAGCGAAAUGUUGCACUUUAUAAAGCGUUAUUUCCGCGAUGUUCAGCAGCGCUCCUCAAUGACUUUUGCAAACAGAUGUGUCUUGAGAUUUGCUCUGAACUUCGUAAGUGAUGGAAAAGUAAUCAGAAAAGAAGGUAUAGAGUUCUAUAUAAAAGGGACAGAAAAAAGCAAAUGCAGAUUUAGCAAAAGAGUGUUUAGCACGAGUAAAGAAGUGAGAACAAGAAGAUGA
Molecule: messenger RNA, 639 nt
Organism: Helobdella robusta
Lineage: Eukaryota; Metazoa; Annelida; Clitellata; Rhynchobdellida; Glossiphoniidae
Exons: 3
Coding region: 1-639 (212 amino acids)
Source: RefSeq, a predicted model, not a curated record